AUGCCGAUUGAAAAUACACAUGAUACCGGAGAACAACGUUCCAGCCCGCCAGCGGUUGGCACAACAUUGAUGACAAUCCCCAAUGAAAUCCUUGAGAAGAUUUUUAUAAAGAUUGCCUUAGAUGCUGCCGCGGUUUGGUCGCACAUCUUUCUUCCUUUCAAUACCAACCCCAAGGGCAUCCUGACGCUCAUGCUGGUAUGCCAAAAGUGGCACAGGAUCGCCGAACCCAUACUUUACCGCCGGCAACAAUACAUUGCCAAACCUCCAAUCACUUCAGAGCAUGCGGGGAGUUUGCUCCAUCUCCUGGAUCGAAAGCCGUAUCUGGCAGGUUAUAUUCGAGAACUCUCCAUUGACGCCCGGCCGGACAACUUCGAUGAGGCCGUGCUGAAGAUUUUGCAUCAUUGCAAAAGGCUCACACUUCUACACCUUGAUGGGCAGCUCUCCGCCCCUCCGAGCGCAGUUCCAGCGGCGAUCCAAAGUCUUCCUCUAAAAUCCCUUUCCAUCACGACGGUGGAAUCCAGUCUGUUGAGAGACGGGUUCUUCAAUUUCCUCCUCGGUCUACGAUACUUGGAAAAUCUGAAAAUCGGCGAUUGGGCCUCGCCAUACCCAACUACAGAUUUGAAGCGGCUCCCAGCAGAUUUUCGAAGACAGAGCAACAUCAAAACUUUACAACUCAAAGAACCGAAUACCUACCCCACGCUCACGGAAGACUGUCUUGCUUUGUCAGCUGCUCUAGAAGAGGUUAUACUUACAGGUUUUGAGUUUUCAAGGUCCAGUUGGUAUUACUCCUCUGAUCAAAUUCAAGCAUUGCUUCUGCCCCAUUGUGAUUCUCUCCGGCGAGUUGAGCUUUCAAGCAUACUAAAGGGGGAUUCAACUCCCUGUCCUUUGCCAGACUUCAGCGUCUUCCCCCGUCUCGAACAACUUUCCCUUUGUCCUUAUCACGUUUUCUAUCAUGAGAAGCCAACUGAUCUGUAUCGCAAGCUGGCUGCUCCAAAUCUUCAACUGCUUAUUCUUCAUUUUCACCCUGAAUCAACUCAUUAUGUAGGUGCUGAUGUAUUUGGUGAAGCGCAGAUUGACUGGCUAGAAGAAUUUGCUUCAGUUCAUUCUCAGACUUGUCUGGCUGCAAAUUUCCGUGAAUUGCACAUUAUCUUUUUUCCUUCUGUUGAAGAUUCAGAGGAUCUCAGCUGGCCAUGGGACCGUCUGGACAGGGCAGCUGAGAUUGUUUCCAGGCAUGGGAUAAAACUAAUUUAUUCUGAACCACCUACCAGCAGGGCAGAAUGGGAGACUGAGGCUGAGGCUAUGGCUAAGGUUUUGAAGGAGGGAGCAGCCAGGAGAAAGCUCAGAGAACAACAGAGGGAGUAA
This is a messenger RNA of Uncinocarpus reesii 1704, 1362 nucleotides long. RefSeq lists its product as uncharacterized. The transcript has a single exon. The record is from RefSeq and is a predicted model, not a curated record. NCBI's taxonomy places the organism in Eukaryota, Fungi, Ascomycota, Eurotiomycetes, Onygenales, Onygenaceae. The coding region runs from base 1 to 1362 and encodes 453 amino acids.